AUGCUUCCACCUCUCUACAUUUCACAACUUGUCGCUCUACUUCCUCUCUCUCUCUCUCUCUCUCUCAAUCAUACUGUUGCUUUGUACUCCAAACGGGCUCUCUCUCUCUCUCUCCACUCAGCGAUUGUUAUCUUCCUAACUCCUACUCCGGCGUCUCCAACUACUACCUUCGUCGGCAGAGUUACUGCAACUACUAUUACGACUACUGCUACCGCUGCUGAUGCUGCUGUUGUUAUUACUUCUGAUGCUCAAGCAAUUAGUACUGCUACAACCAGUACGGCUCGCUGUAUUACUAUAUUCGAUAUUAUUACUACUGUACUUACCAGUGCCACUACUACUGAUAAUGCUACACCGUAUCGAAUAUCCCUUUUACACAUCUCUCUUCCUCUCCUCUUUCAUGGUUGCUUUAUUUUGGAGUUUCCUUUGCUGUGCAAAUCGCUCUCCUUUCUGAUGCAGACUCUCCGCAUCUCCUUACUCUCCCUUAGUUCGCGCUUCAAGAUGCUCGUUCUCUCUUUAAAGUUUCAUCAAUAUACAUCAUUCUUCUACUCUCUCUCUCUCCCUGUAUCUUCAGUCGCUCUCGUGAUAUACCCCUGUUUUGUGUCUCUUCACUUUCAUCUCUCUUUAUCUGUUCUUAUCUUUUGCCAUUCUUUUCCCCUCUCAUACACAUCUUUCUUGUCUAUUUUCUGUUUUUUCCAUUCAUUCAUUUUUCAAUUUUUUCAAUUUAACUCUCUUCAAAAUCAAACUCUCUUUCAAACCCACUUCUCGUCUGUACUUCCUCUCACCUUCCAUCAUCAUGCUUGUUUUUUUUUUUCUUUUCUCGCACAUUCGCAUUCUCAUUACUAUAUGCCAUCGAGGAGCAAUAAAUACUUUCUUUGUGAAAUAAAAUGUUUUUUUCAUUAUUUUCUAUAUCUUUCUUCUCGACCAUAUUUUUUUUGUUUCUCCUCACUACGUUUCUUUACUUCUUUUCUUUUUUCUCGUUUCAUUUCCUUCUUUCUUUUCAUAUUUCCCCGGUUCCUCUCUACUAAACCAUCUCCUCCUCAUCCUCCUCGAUUUCAUCCCUCUCUCCCUCCUUUCAUCCUUUUGCUUCCUCAUUCCCUCGAUGAGCAAACUUUACUUUCUUCGAAAUAUUCUUUUUCGUUGCGUUUUCUGGGUCGUUUUCUUUGUCACAUCGAAAUAGGUUUUUCUUAUUUCUGUUGCUGCUCGCUUCUUUUUCUUCCCAUUUGCGUAUUGCUCUUAUCUUCAGUUUCUUCUUAUUUUUCACUGUCAUUUUCUUUUAAUUUCAAUUUCUCUUUUUUCUUGACAUCUAUUCUUCUUCGUCUCACUUUUCUCUUUCUUUUUUUCCCCUAUUCUCUUCCUUAUUUUAAUCUUCUUUCUUUACUUCACUAUCUUUUUCUUUUCCUUUUUAUUUUAUUCGUAAUUUUGUCCUCUUUCAUCUUGGUUAAUCUUUUCAAUCUCUGGCACGUUUUUUUGGUCUAUUUUCUUCUACUCUUCCUCAUCCAAUUUCCUUUUCAUUUCUUUCUCUUCAGUACCUUUUUCUUUUACUUAUACAGUUUUUUUAUAUACAUUUUCCUUCCAUUUUUUUUCUCCACAUCUUCAACUCCACUUCCUUCUUUCUAUUCCUUCAUAUCUUUUUAUUCCCGCUUCUCUCAUAUUAUCGUUGGCAUGUUAUUUAAACAGAUAGUUCUUCUUCUGCAAGUUUUCCUCCUUCUUCCCUAUAGUAGUAAUACAUAUCUGGUUCUCCUUCAUCUAUUCCUCCACCUGCCUGCUUAUUUGGCCUCUCUCCUUCUACCUCCCCACAUAUUCUUUUCCUUCUCUUUCAUCUCAGACUUCACUCACGGUUUGAGACGAAAAUAA
Messenger RNA from Acanthosepion pharaonis, 1854 nucleotides. The record is from the annotation of a GenBank genome assembly. Lineage: Eukaryota; Metazoa; Mollusca; Cephalopoda; Sepiida; Sepiidae.